CAUCACAAUAACGUCGCGGCAGCACGCAGCGUCGCCAUUUUUCAGCUCUUUGUGCGCAACUGUCUGCUAAGAGUUUACGUAUUCUUGUCGAGCGAUUCAUCGCCGGGUUUUAAUUCCCUUACACAAAAUGCAAGGAAACCGAGGCCCACAGCAGAACCACGGGCCGAACCGCCCGGGCGAUCAGAAAAAACCCGGAGGAACAAACGCCAACGGCCAGCAGCCGCAGCCCAGCGAGCAGAACAAUCCCAACGAGGCCUUAACCCUGGAUCUGCAGAGCUUCAGGAAGCCCGGGGAGAAGACCUUCACCCAACGCAGCAGGUUAUUUGUUGGAAACUUGCCGACCGGAGUUAACGAGGAAGAUCUCGAGAAGCUCUUCAACAAGUAUGGCAAGGCCAGUGAAAUCUUCAUUAACAAAGAAAGAGGUUUCGGCUUCAUUCGGCUGGAGACCAGGAUCAUAGCAGAAAUCGCCAGAGCCGAGCUGGACGAUGCUCCGUUCAGAGGCAGGCCCAUACGGGUGAGGUUCGCGACACACGGCGCUGCUUUAACUGUGAAGAACUUACCUGAUUUUGUGUCCAACGAGCUACUGGAGGAGGCCUUCGGCGUCUUCGGGCAGAUAGAAAGAGCCGUGGUCAUAGUGGAUGAUCGAGGGAGGCCCACGGGGAAGGGAAUAGUGGAGUACACCUCGAAGCCGGCUGCAAGAAAGGCUUUGGAUAAGUGCAGCGAUGGUGCCUAUCUCCUCACGGCCUUUCCUCGACCCAUCACGGUGGAACCUAUGGAACAGCUCGACGAAGAGGAGGGACUCUCAGAAAAAAUCAUAAACAAAAACCAGCAGUAUCACAAGGAGCGCGAGCAGCCGCCGCGUUUCGCCCAGGCGGGCUCCUUCGAGUUUGAGUACGCCAUGCGUUGGAAGGCCCUGAUGGAGAUGGAGAAGCAGCAGUACGACAUGGUGGACCGCAACAUGAAGGAGGCGCAGGAGAAGCUGGAGGCUGAGAUGGAGGCAGCUCGACACGAGCAUCAAGUGAUGCUGAUGAGACAGGACCUGCUGAGGCGGCAGGAGGAGCUGCGGAGGAUGGAGGAGCUCCACAGCCAGGAGGUGCAGAAGAGGAAACAGGCCGAGAUCCGGCAGGAGGAGGAACGCCGGAGGCGGGAGGAGGAGAUGAGGAUGCGCAACGAGGAGAUGCUGAAGAGGCAGCAGGAGGGCUUCAGAGGCAACUUCGCUGAGAAUAGGGAGCAAGACAUGAGGAUGCAUAUGGCCAAUCACGGGAUGAACAGAAACUCGCUGGGCGGCAAUGCCGGUCCUGCCGGUGCUCCCGGCAUGGCCGCCGAGAAUGCGCCGAUGAUGCCAGGGCCAGGUAACAACAACAACAUGCCCGGAGGAGGCCAGGCUGGCUUCCCUAGAGGCCUCCCUGGACCUGGAGACUAUGGACCUAAUAAGCAACGCAGAUUUUGAAUCACGUGUCUUUUUUUUUGUCUUUUUUUCCUCCCCCCUCCUUCACUCGCUGUAUUUUAAAGUUCAGGUAGUGAGUUUUACUUUUUGAACUUUGAAAACUGUUGCAUGAAUAUAAUUUUUUUGUACCUUGAGUUGUGUCUUUAGUACUAAAAUGUCAUAACUUCAAAAUGAGCCAUGUCUUUAACUUUAUCUUUUCACCUUUAGUGUGUUUUUCAUAGGGAUAGAAAAUGUUCUCGUCCUGGACAUGUUGACUAUUCUGGAAUAAAUUCAUGAUUCCCUAA
Molecule: messenger RNA, 1731 nt
Organism: Gasterosteus aculeatus aculeatus (three-spined stickleback)
Lineage: Eukaryota; Metazoa; Chordata; Actinopteri; Perciformes; Gasterosteidae
Gene: nono
Product: non-POU domain containing, octamer-binding
Molecular function (GO): RNA binding
Source: RefSeq, a predicted model, not a curated record